GCUAAUUCCGAAAGCUUUGUACUUCAUGCAAAACUUCAAAGCUCGACUCAUAUUCGUUCAAUAAAAUGGUAAUUUCGACCUUGAUAUCGCCAUUAUCAAAGGAAACAUUAUGCAUUUGCAAUUAUUCAUUAUACUUGAUAAUGAAAGCAUUAAUAAAAGCAGUUUUAAGUAAUUUAAAGCAAUUUUUGGUGACUUUCUGUGUUUUUUAUAUCACUUCUUCCGCGGUAAAAAGUACCUUUUUUUUAGUUGUUUUUGUGGUAAACUUAUUUCUUAAUUUUCCGUUUAAAAUGCAUAUAACAACAGAGCAAGCAGCGCGUUCAAUAUAUGGCCUUAAAGUCUCCUUUGACAACUAUACAUUAGCAACUAAAUUAUUAUGUGUUGCUGACCUGGAACCAAUUACAAUUGUCAAUAGCGAUCCCACAUUUACUGUUGCUAUUUCAACAGAGAAAUUAAGUAUGGAGUCUUGGAAGUUCAAACGUUUGCGAUCCACCAUUCAUUUAAUAGCAGAUGCUGAAAUUACAGCUCACAACUUAUCGCAAACUUCAACUGUCGCUACAGAUGAAUAUCAUUUUGAAUGCAAAAGAUAAGGAAAGGAAAAAAACAGGAAAGACAAGUCUUUGGAAACUC
This is a messenger RNA of Cokeromyces recurvatus, 627 nucleotides long. RefSeq lists its product as uncharacterized. The transcript is spliced from 2 exons. The coding region runs from base 66 to 587 and encodes 173 amino acids. The record is from RefSeq and is a predicted model, not a curated record. NCBI's taxonomy places the organism in Eukaryota, Fungi, Mucoromycota, Mucoromycetes, Mucorales, Mucoraceae.